AUGCCGCAUCAAUCUCAACCGUUGCCCGUUGGUGUCCCUAACCCAACAAUGAUGCAUGCUCGGUUAGGUCAACUUGCCAUGCAGAUUACACAAACUCUUCCUACCGCGUUGAUGGAGUACCAUGAGGUUCAACGCCUCACCGACCGGGACAGGCCGCACAUCAAGAACUUCGCUUUGAAGAGAUUCGUCGCCAUUCCCGAGCCCCUAAGAGACCCACUACGGGAAAAGGUGUUAUCGCAACUGGCUCCCCAGCACGCCCAACAGAUUCGAGCAAUGGGAUUGGACCCGUUGAUGAUCUUCUUCGAACAUCAAAGUUUGAUGCAAGUGCGUCGGAGUUUGGCGGCGCAGUCACGUCAAGGCAUGGCACCGCAUCCUCAACAAGUUCCUCAACCGCACAACCAAGUUAAUCCUGCUUUGAUGAAUCCGCCGGGCCAAUCUCAUGGUGUUACCGAUGGGCAGCUCCUCCCGCCUAACCUUGAGGCAAUCCGAAACGAGCAGCAAAUGGGCCUGCGUGCCCAGGAAGCCGGCCAGGUUGUCGUGCCAGCAAGUUCAGGUCCCGGGGCCCCCGGACGCAAUGCCACCCCUGGCCCCAUGAUCAACCACAUACACACGGCGGCUGCUCAGCAAGGACCAAACCAAACGCCGCGGCCACCGCCUUCGGCGCCGCCCGGAUUCCACCACCAACAGGUCCGGAUGGAAACGUUGAACCCCACACAGGUACAGGCACAGGCACAGGUACCGAUAAGGGGACAAGGACCGAACCGGCACGCGCAAGGGCAGCCUGGAGGGCUUGGAGGACUUCCUACAGCUUCGCAGAGUCCCGCAAUCAAUAAUAUGGCGGCACCGAUGCAACAGUCCCCCGCUCCCAUGGCCCAGGGGAUGAGGACAACGCUGAACCCGUCGUUCAACCACCACGCGAACGCGAGGCCGCCAUCAAUGCAGGGUAACAUCAGCGCCAGCAAUCCUGCGAUGGCCGCGAUGCUGGGUAAUCUGAAUCCGAACAGUGGUAGUGUGCCGGGAGGCUUGCCUGAAAGCCAGAUCAAGGAUAUGAUGGCCAAGUGGGAACAGCAGAGGAACACCACGGGCAACGCUCAACAGUUACCCAAGCAUCCUCAAGUGUCCGGCAUGCCAGCUCAACACCAGCUGAUGGGCGCUGUCAACACCCCCAACCAACCGGUGAACAUUGGGAACGCUCAGCAGCCCGGUGGUAUGAUGCCGCCUGGUAUGCAGGCAGGCCCUGGUCAACCACAGCUGAACGGUCCGCAGAAUGCACAAACUGCGACGAUGGCAGCCCUUACCACCAACCCUUGGGCGAUACAAAUGGUCGACAAUUUGGAUAUUCCCGCAGAUGCGCUAAAUGCAUUGCGUGGGAUCGUACAGCCCGUGAUCCUGCCUCCAAAUAUGAAGAAAUGGGUUCAUCUAAAGGCCUGGCACCAGACAGCAGGCCUACCUCCUCAUGUUCAGGACAAGGUCGCCCAGGUGUUGACUACUUUCCAGCAGCAACAGAUCCGGCAGCUAUAA
Messenger RNA from Neurospora tetraspora, 1521 nucleotides. RefSeq lists its product as uncharacterized. The coding region runs from base 1 to 1521 and encodes 506 amino acids. Lineage: Eukaryota; Fungi; Ascomycota; Sordariomycetes; Sordariales; Sordariaceae. The transcript has a single exon. Gene Ontology annotation, cellular component: transcription regulator complex; nucleus; histone methyltransferase complex. Gene Ontology annotation, biological process: positive regulation of transcription by RNA polymerase II. The record is from RefSeq and is a predicted model, not a curated record.